UCGCCGACUCCUCGCGGUCCGCGCCAUGGAAGGCUACCACAAGCCCGACCAGCAGAAGCUGCAGGCCCUCAAGGACACGGCCAAUCGGCUGCGUAUCAGCUCCAUCCAGGCCACCACGGCGGCGGGCUCGGGGGUGGGAUGCACUCACCCUUGAGGCCUUUAAGACGCCCUGUUGUCUGGAGGUUUGGAACUGCAGGCCCUUUGCUUCCCACCCCACUCAUGCACACUUUGGACCUGUUAUCUCUCCUGGGGUUUUAUCAGCACUUUUAUCCCCUGCUCAGCCAUCCCACAUCAUGUUGCAGUGCUGCUGAGAUCAUGGCUGUCCUCUUUUUCCACACCAUGCGCUACAAGGCCCUGGACCCCCGAAACCCUCACAAUGAUCGCUUUGUGCUCUCCAAGGGCCAUGCAGCUCCCAUCCUGUAUGCAGUCUGGGCUGAGGCUGGCUUCCUUCCUGAGGCGGAGCUCCUGAAUCUGAGGAAGAUCAACUCUGACUUGGACGGACACCCUGUCCCUAAACAAGCCUUCACUGAUGUGGCCACUGGCUCCUUGGGCCAAGGCCUUGGAGCUGCUUGUGGGAUGGCCUACACAGGCAAAUACUUCGACAAAGCCAGCUACCGGGUCUAUUGCAUGCUGGGCGAUGGGGAGCUGUCAGAAGGCUCUGUGUGGGAGGCCAUGGCCUUUGCUGCAAUUUACAAGCUGGACAACCUCGUUGCCAUUCUUGAUAUCAACCGCCUGGGCCAGAGUGACCCGGCCCCACUGCAGCACCAAGUGGACAUCUACCAGAAGCGCUGUGAGGCUUUUGGCUGGCACACCAUCAUUGUGGAUGGGCACAGUGUGGAAGAGCUGUGUAAGGCCUUUGGCCAAGCCAAGCACCAGCCAACAGCUAUCAUCGCCAAGACCUUCAAGGGCCGUGGGAUCACAGGUGUGGAAGACAAGGAGUCAUGGCAUGGGAAGCCUCUUCCCAAAAACAUGGCUGAUCAGAUCAUCCAAGAAAUCUACAGCCAGGUUCAGAGCAAAAAGAAGAUACUUGCCGCUCCACCACAGGAGGACGCCCCCUCAGUGGACAUUGACAACAUCUGUAUGCCCACCCCACCCAGCUACAAAACUGGGGACAAGAUUGCCACUCGCAAGGCCUAUGGGCUAGCCCUAGCCAAACUAGGCCAUGCCAGCGACCGCAUCAUCGCCUUAGAUGGGGACACCAAGAACUCCACCUUCUCAGAGCUCUUCAAAAAGGAGCACCCAAACCGCUUUAUUGAGUGCUACAUUGCCGAGCAGAACAUGGUGAGCAUCGCUGUAGGCUGUGCCACACGCAACAGGACAGUGCCCUUCUGCAGCACUUUCGCAGCCUUCUUCACACGGGCCUUUGACCAGAUACGCAUGGCGGCCAUCUCCGAGAGCAACAUUAACCUCUGUGGCUCCCACUGUGGUGUGUCCAUUGGAGAAGAUGGACCCUCUCAGAUGGCCCUGGAAGAUCUGGCCAUGUUUCGGUCAAUCCCCAUGUCAACUGUCUUUUACCCAAGUGAUGGAGUUGCUACAGAGAAGGCAGUGGAAUUAGCAGCCAAUACAAAGGGCAUCUGCUUUAUCCGGACCAGCCGCCCAGAAAACGCCAUCAUCUACAACAAUAAUGAGGAUUUCCAAGUUGGACAAGGCAAGGUGGUUCUGAAGAGCAAAGAUGACCAGGUGACAGUGAUUGGAGCUGGUGUGACCUUGCAUGAGGCCUUGGCUGCUGCUGAGAUGCUGAAGAAAGACAAGAUCAGUAUCCGUGUGCUGGACCCUUUCACCAUCAAGCCCCUGGACAGAAAGCUCAUCCUUGAGAGUGCCCGUGCCACCAAGGGCAGGAUCCUCACUGUGGAGGACCAUUACUAUGAAGGUGGCAUAGGUGAGGCAGUGUCCACUGAAGUAGUGGGUGAGCCUGGAGUUACUGUUACCCGUCUGGCUGUUGGCCAAGUACCAAGAAGUGGGAAGCCAGCUGAGCUGCUGAAGAUGUUUGGUAUUGACAAGGAUGCCAUUGUGCAAGCUGUGAGGGGCCUUGUCACCAAGGGCUAGGAAGGGCAUGGAGUGCUGAGUGGCGUAUCUACACAUUCCCAAGAGCUUCUGACAAAGGUGUUCAAAGAUGUGCUAAAUACAUGUUUUGAGAAAAAUG
Messenger RNA from Jaculus jaculus (lesser Egyptian jerboa), 2143 nucleotides. It is a transcript of the gene Tkt, whose product is annotated as transketolase. The record is from RefSeq and is a predicted model, not a curated record. The coding region runs from base 139 to 2046 and encodes 635 amino acids. Gene Ontology annotation, cellular component: endoplasmic reticulum membrane; extracellular exosome. Gene Ontology annotation, biological process: pentose-phosphate shunt, non-oxidative branch; ribose phosphate biosynthetic process. Lineage: Eukaryota; Metazoa; Chordata; Mammalia; Rodentia; Dipodidae. The transcript is spliced from 15 exons. Gene Ontology annotation, molecular function: transketolase activity; thiamine pyrophosphate binding.